Trichobilharzia regenti is the source of this 2043-nucleotide messenger RNA. The record is from the annotation of a GenBank genome assembly. NCBI's taxonomy places the organism in Eukaryota, Metazoa, Platyhelminthes, Trematoda, Strigeidida, Schistosomatidae.
AUGAAAGUAGUGAUGGGCAGUAACAGAUAUGGAAACAAGUCUAACGUUUGUGACAUAGUGAGCAGCCCUGGUCCUGAAGAUGAUCAGUUGAGCUUAUGCUGCUUGUGUGGCCAAACAUUCCCAAGUAUUAAAUCUCUCCAUACGCACAUCAAUGUUGUACAUGAAGAAGUUGCUGAUUCUUUCGAUUUUAACCCAACAAAUGGCGAAAAUGACGACCCUGCGCCAAUUGACUUGAGAUGUCAUAUUUCUCGUCCUUCGCAUAAUGAAGAAUUAACAUCUCGAUCUAAUAGUCCUAUCCCUUGUCCGAAUUGUCGAAAAUCCUUCUCAGAUGUGACAAGUUUACGAGCUCAUAUUGAUGCUGUCCAUCAAGAUAAUCGAACAGCUAGAUGUGAUAUAUGUGGGAAGACUUUUACCACCGUAUCGUAUCUUCGAUUGCAUAUUACUACUGUUCACGAAGGUGUACGUGCAUAUAUUUGCAGUCUUUGUCAGAAAAGUUAUACACAAAAGCAUUCUUUGAAAAAGCAUCUUAUGAACGCUCAUUCAAUUAUUAUGAACAAGGAUGGUAUGAUAGAGUAUGCAGGAUCAAAUAAUAACAAUAAUGGUGCAAUCUAUAAAUCAACCCAGUCUGGAUAUCCUGAUGAAACACGAGCGCCUAAAUCACGUAAAAAGUUACUCCUCGAUUCUCCUCUCACGCCUGAGUCUUCUAGUCCUAGCCCAUCUGGAAUAAAUAAUGUGGAAAGUCCUGCUUCCUCUGAAACAAAAGCCCAUUGCAACUCAUAUGUAAGUUGACAGCAUUUCUCCUACCAUACUCUACUUUAUAACAGAAUUCUUGUGUAUAUUUGAGUUAUGAGACUUCGAAAACAUGAGUUCUGCUUUUACCAGAUGUAGAGAUUGAACAUGUAGCAAGUAAUCUAUAAAAAUGAACGACUUUGUCACAUAGUAGAAUUUUUAACAAUGCCAUAUUUUCCAGUUUAUUAAAUGUUUGGCGAGUCUGAAUGCAUCUCAAAUAUGAAUUCUUUAGUUUUACAGUCUCCUGGUCUUUAAUUUAUCAUGUUAAUGAACUCAUCGCCGCUGAGAUGAUUCACUGUGGCGUUGUGUUUAGCGCCUAAUCAACGUUUUUCAUUUCGCUUAAAGUGAUAUUCAGUCUUUGCCUCUGUAAUGUCAUACUCAAACCGAUCGAUAGUUCCUACUAUGCCAUGGUGGUUGGUUUUGCAUAUCACAACGAACUGCAGUGGUUACAGUUCAAAACAUACCAAAAAAUAUUGUUUGCUUAGCAAGUAGAUUAAAAGUUGUUACCAUCAUAGUAAAAAUUUUUCACACUAUGUUGGGGGUCCGUGGGAAAACUGUUACUACUGAGGAGUAGGGGUGUAACAGCAGUAAGGUGUUCCCUUCCUCUGACCAGUAUGCCGUCCAUGCUGCUUCUCUUCUCUGGAAAGUAGGAGGUGGGUUAGAAAAGGCUGACAGUGAAAACUGUGUAUCCGGACUUAACUUGUGGCCGUCCGUAGCCUGUGGUAAGAUGUAAGUACGGAUAUGUAAUUCCAAGAAAGAAAGUCGUGUGUGAUCAGCCUGUUUAGAGUACGAAGUACGAGAACUGUAAUCAUUAUACCGAAGUGUGAUAUUGUUUCACUUAUAAUAUUAAUAUAGAAUCGUCGUUAUGUCAAUGUGGGAAACUCAACUACCAGUUAGUUAGCCGAUUCAUUCUUUCUACUUUUGCCAACUGGUUAUUUUCAUUAGCCAGUGAACAACAAGUACAGCACAUAAAUCAGAACACAGGAAGGUCCAUAGGCUUUACAAAAAAAUCGUUGAUUAGUGUCGUAAAAACUCCAAUGAUGAGGUUAAAAACACUGAGACGCGUAGCACUUUGUAAAGUGCUGGUUUUGCCAUGCACAUGGUCUGGGGUUCGAUCCCCUGCCGACGAACACCUGAUAUCUAUGGUCGGCCUGUAAAAUUUGGGCUACCGAUAUCCAUGCUGAAAAUUCCAUACUUGUACCAAAACUACGGUUUGGAAUCAAGCUGUAAUCAAAAAUAAAAAAUAUUUAAAAA